This is a messenger RNA of Sander lucioperca (pikeperch), 2815 nucleotides long. It is a transcript of the gene ogfrl1, whose product is annotated as opioid growth factor receptor-like 1. Lineage: Eukaryota; Metazoa; Chordata; Actinopteri; Perciformes; Percidae. The record is from RefSeq and is a predicted model, not a curated record. The coding region runs from base 166 to 1353 and encodes 395 amino acids. The transcript is spliced from 7 exons. Gene Ontology annotation, molecular function: opioid growth factor receptor activity. Gene Ontology annotation, cellular component: membrane.
UUCCUGAUCUGGAAUUUCCCCUUUUUGUGCCAUUUAAAAGCAUCGCUGAGGGCAAUGUGAGCCCAGUGCGCUUCAAACAGAAAUACAAGGUUGUGUACAAGACUAUGUAGUAUUUAGUGCAAAGAAGAGGACAAUAGAAGAGAGCAGGUGUUGCAUGUUUUUUAAAUGGGAAAUCUGUUGGGCAGCUGGCGUUUCAAGGAGCCGAGCACCGUUGAGGAAUGCGACUCGACGUGGGGGUCGGACUCCGAGAGCGACGAGCCGGCGGCGGCUGAGGAUGACAGCGGCAUCUCCGACUCUGUCAGCCCGGUGGAGAGCGACCGGUCCGCCGGAGAUACGUCCCCGCAGCUGACAGAAUCUCCAGAGUCUGUUCCAAAGAUGAAGAGGAGUUUCUAUGCUGCCAGGGACCUCUACAAAUACCGGCAUAGCUACCCGAACUACAGAAAGUCCCGGCAACCCAGCGAGUAUCGUAACCUGCGCUUCUACCUGAACAAGAUCCCUCUAGUACCUGAUGGUAUCUAUAUAGAGGAGAUUCUGACUAAGUGGAGAGGCGACUAUGACAAACUGGAGCACAAUCACACCUACAUUCAGUGGCUGUUUCCGUUAAGAGAACAAGGGCUCAACUUCUACGCACAUGAACUGACUCAGGACGAGAUCAAAGAAUUCCAAAGCACUCGGGAAGCUAAGCGCAGAUUCCUGGCGGCCUAUUCCCUGAUGUUGGACUUCUACGGCAUCAAACUGCUGGAUAAGAGUGGUAAUGUUGCCCGGGCUCCCAACUGGCAGGAGCGUUUCCAGCACCUAAAUGAGUCCCAGCACAACUACCUGCGCAUCACCCGCAUCCUGAAGUCCCUGGGCGAGCUGGGCUACGAGGCCUUCAAGGCCCCGCUGGUCCGUCUGUUCCUGGAGGAGUCGCUGUGCCGCAACACCCUUCCCAACAUGCAGCACAGCGUCCUCGAGUACUUUGUCUACACCAUCCGCCUGCCGGCCACACGCAGACGCCUGCUCCGCUACGCCCACCAGCACUAUAGGCCUGCCCACGCCUUCCUCUGGGGCCCGCCGCCCAAACGGCGAGGGGGUGGUGUCGGAGGUAGCGUAGGCGCUGGGAGUAGUGGGAUCAGAGCACCUGCUCCUACACCAGAGCAACACAGGAGGGGGGAGGAGAGCACCAGCUUCCCAUCUGCAAGUAGCGGGGUUAUUGUGUCUUCCCAUGAUGCCAUGCUGUGCCCAGACCUGGCUGCAGGAGCGCCAAAGGGCCGCAUAGGACUUGCUUCGAAUACGGCUGGACUGGAGGGAGCGCUGAUGAUGGCGGGAGGGAGAGGAGAGAGGAACGAGUACAAUGAGAUUGUUCCUUUGUAGUGGGAUGGGCUUUGAUUGUUUUCUGCUUUCUGGCAAUCGGUGCAGUUGUAAAGUAAAACGAAAAUCAUUGUUCCAGAACUUUAUUCUUAGCAGAGUUACGAAGCUUCUGGACGCUGAAGCUUAGGGGCAAGACUAGGGAUGUAACGAUUCAACUCACUCAACUCAGGAUUCGAUUCAUGAUACGAUUUUCUCCUUCUCCAGGGUUUUUUUAUAACCAAAUGAGCUGCAAAAAAUUACUGAAAAAUAUUCCUUUAUUUCUAUUCUAUCUAUAACUGUGUAAAACAACAGAUGUUGUCCUCUUAUCAAAAGUGCAACUGAAAUUGAAUUUUAUCUUAAAUUACAAAAAUGUACUACAAAAUGAAUAAUUAGAUUUCUAAAACAAAUCCCACCAUCAAAAUAACGAAAUAAAUAGAAAAAAAGAUCUCUUCAAAUAAAUCGACUAAGAAGACGUAGUGACGUCUCGAGUCAAACAAGUGGAAUAAAAAGUAGAUCACGCCCUAGGCCGUUUUAAAAGUAGCAUCGCGAUUCAUUUUUUAUCCCAACUGGUUGUAAUCUAAACACAUUUUAUAUAUUGUUUUUUUAACUGCUUUACAAUGCAUCGUUACAUCCCUAGUCAAGUAAUAGUAAUAGUAACACAUUCAUAGAGUCUGACAAAUGUGUCAUUAGAAUCAAUUCAGGUUAAGGGCUUACCAUAAACAGCUAUGAUGAUGUUAUUUCUUGGCUGAUAAAGGUGUUUUAACUGUACUGAAUAUGGGACAGGGUUUUUGCGGCGGUGGGAGGUCACAUGCUGAGCCAAGCUUAACAAACUCGCCUUGGACCAAAUCCCUAAACCAUCUAAACCACUAGACCCAAGCGUGUCGUGCGUUGCAAGGCUUUUUCCUCAUCAGGGCUAUUAUUACGAAACCACUCAGACCAGGGGUGUCAAACAUAUGGCUCGUGGGCCAGAACAGGCCCGCCAAAGGGUCCAAUCAGGUCCACUGGAUGACUUUGCAAAGUGUGAAAAUUGCGGAGAAGUAAUUCAUUCCAAUUCCAAAUUUACCACUUUAAGUUCAGAGAAUAUCCAAGUUCUUUUUCCUGUUUUUUCAAUACAAUGGCCUUAAAACACCGUCGUAGCAGAAGCAACUUGCGUUUGCCAACCGCAAACUGACAAGAAACUCUGUGGCAGAUACAGUUUCUGAUCUUUCUGGAGUGGUUUACUGGUCUGGCCUACUUGAGAUCAAAUUGGCGGUAUGUGGCCCAUGAACUAAAAUGAGUUUGACACCCCUGAAGACGGAAGAUUGCCUUAUUGAAUGUUUUGGUGUGGAGCUGUGGCAGAGGACGGAUGUGGUUACUGAUACUGAAGACCAUUUUUAGAACCAAAGGUGCUGAUGGGCAUGUUGGUCUUGCGAUGGUUUUGGGGAACAAAAGUCCCGUCUACUCCUCAAAUAUUGUAGCUGGAGCUCCACUGCAAAAAAAAAAAACU